This is a messenger RNA of Sarcophilus harrisii (Tasmanian devil), 2427 nucleotides long. Its product is annotated as serpin B4. Lineage: Eukaryota; Metazoa; Chordata; Mammalia; Dasyuromorphia; Dasyuridae. Gene Ontology annotation, biological process: negative regulation of endopeptidase activity. The transcript has 8 exons. The record is from RefSeq and is a predicted model, not a curated record. Gene Ontology annotation, molecular function: serine-type endopeptidase inhibitor activity. The coding region runs from base 98 to 1288 and encodes 396 amino acids.
UUUAUACAUAUGUUGUUCAGUCAGAAAGAGGUUUCAAAUUCACUCAACUGACUGGUAACUUUGUAGCUGAAAAAAGGAAGGUCUCAGCAGUUGGACAAUGAGUUAUUUCAGUGAAGCAAAUGCCAAAUUUGCCUUUAAGCUUUUCAGAGAAUUGCAACAAAAUGCGAAGGAUAAUGUGGUCAUUUCCCCUCUGAGUAUCUCAGUUGUUAUGGCCAUGGUCUUAUUUGGAGCCAGAGAGAAAACUGCAUUUCAAAUGCGGAAGGUGCUUCAUUUAGAUGAAGUUACAAAAGGUGUCAGGCCAAGUAUGGAAGAAAGUCAUGGUGCAUCAGCAGAGGCUGAAUGCGGCACACCUGAAGAGGUCCAUUCCCAGUUUCAUUCCCUCUUAGCAGAAAUCAACAAACCCAAUGAUGAUUAUUCAUUGGCCAUUGCUAACAGACUCUAUGGAAGCCAGACAUUUCAGUUCCUGCAGCCUUACUUAGAAGGUGUAAAGAAUAUCUACCAAGCAGGACUGGAAACAGUGGACUUUUUACAUGCUUCUGAAGACAGUCGAAGGAAGAUUAAUUCAUGGGUUGAAGAUCAAACAAAUGGAAAAAUCAAGGAGCUAUUUUCAGCAGGUACUAUUGACCCAACUACUGUCCUGGUACUGGCAAAUGCCAUUUAUUUCAAAGGAAAGUGGGCCAUGAAAUUUAAGCAAGAAAAAACUCAAGAAACAAAUUUCAGGACAAGCAAGGACACAAGCAGACCUGUACAGAUGAUGAAACGGACAGGAUUCUUCAAUAUGGGAUACAUUGAGGAACCUGCAGGGAAGAUACUUGAACUACCAUAUACAAACAAACAUCUAAGUAUGUUUGUAUUGCUGCCUAGGGAUGUUGAUGGCUUAGAGAAGUUACAGCAAGGACUCACCUUUGAGAAAUUACUAAAUUCAAUGAAACCUGAAAAUAUGAGUCAAAAAGAAGUUAUUUUGCAUUUUCCACGGUUUAGAGUAGAAGAGACUUACUCUCUGAAGCCCAUAUUGGAAGCCAUGGGGAUGACAGAUAUAUUUGAUACAGAAAGUGCUGACUUUUCAGGAAUGACAAUACAAAAGGGUUUGGCUGUGUCCAAAGUCAUCCAUAAGUCCUAUGUGGAGGUGAAUGAGGAGGGCACUGAAGCAGCAGCUGCUACUGGUGUUGUGGUUGGAUAUAAUUCUUCUAGGAAAGAAGAAUUUAAAUGUGACCACCCAUUUCUCUUCCUCAUUCGACACAACAAAAGCAAUACUAUUCUCUUCUAUGGCAGAGUUACUGCCCCUUAAUAAAGAGGAGUUGAGAACUAAUAAAAUAGAAGUUUCUUGAGGGUAGGAACUUUUUCCACUUCUGUCUUUGUAUCCCUAUAGAACCAUAUAAUGGACACUUAACAAAUAAAUAUUUGUUGAAUUAAAUUUAUUCAUGUCAAAUGAGAACUGGUUGAAAUAACUAGAAUGUUUAAUUUUCUUUUAUAUUUUAUUCUUAUUUUUGGUUCCAAAUUCUCCCUUCCUACACUUCCUUGCUCCCAUGGCUAUUGGAGUCCACCUCUAAUGAAUACCAAGAGUGUGAAUGAAUAGCUGAGACCAGGUGGAAGAUAUGCUUUGCAAUCUCCAUUUAUUAAUCCGAGUGCCAGGGUUUAUAUGCCUUUUAAGCUAGUGUUACAAUAUUAUUAGCUACCUUCAGGUGACAUCAUAUAACCCUUCCAGGGUUAAUGAAUAAUCCAUACUAUGACAUUUCAGUAUCUACCUUAACUAUUAAUACCAAGGUACUUAUCAACAUGGGACUUGUAAAUAGCAUAGUUGUGAUGCUCAUCAACACCAACAAAAUAGUUGUGAUGUUUAUCAAUACCAAAGUAUUUGAAACAGAGUAGUAAAUGGCAGAAAUUAUCAUAUUAAUGGAUUUACCUCAAGUAUGUCUUUAAUUCAUUGUUAAGGGGUAAAUAGUAUAGUUAAAAUGCCUAGUUCCUGUCAUGCAUCAUCCAUCAAGAUUAUCCUAAAUUUAUCAAAUAUGUCUUUAUGAUUCAUUGUUAGGGAGAUGGUGAGUCAAUAGUUUGAAUGGCUUGCCUUAAUAGAGAGUAGGUCUCAAGUAAUACCUGAAUCAGACUUUUACUAAUCAUGGACUUAUUCAAUACUGGCCCUCUACACAUGGAGAAGAGAAGAAAUAUUAUGCCUAUUAUACAUAUAAAGUCAUGCAAAAAUAUUUUUAUAUAAGCCAUUUUUUCAGAAAAAAAAGAAAGAGGAAAAAUAUACAAAUCUGCACUGUGACCCCAUCAUUUCUUUAUAUGGAAAUGGACAGAAUUUUUCAUCAUGAAUUCUUUGAAACCAUGGUUGAUCAUUAAAAUGAUUAUGAUGAGGGGAGCCCUGAAACUCUUUCUCUUUCUCUGACUUUGGCGGGGAAUGCUAAGCUCUCCCCUGAGAGACCAGUCCUA